AUGUCUGAUGAUACUAGUAAGGCGCAGCUAAAUUAUGAGACAAAUAAGUAUUUGGCCCCUAACCCGUCGCAGCAACUGCUGCAGCUCGCAUCAUUAACAAAUCAAAAUCAAAAUCAAACCCGUGAUCAAACCCGUGAUCAAUCGUUCAAUGGCCAGCCAGCUACUCCAAGAAUGCUAAGAAGUGUAAGCGGAACCUUGAGAUCAAAGUCGGAUUUGCUUCCUACUACUUCUAAUGAUACCGAAAAAUUGGACCUCAAUAAACCUGGCGAAUCCCAACAUUAUACUGCUGCAGGCGAUACAGAAACUCACAAGCGGAAACCGAGCUUUCGUUUGGAUAGUUUGGCUCAACAAAAUCCAAAUUUAAAUCCAAAUUCAAUGAGUAUGGGUGCAUACAAACCUGACGACAAGAGCAGAAGGAUAGAGACUGCAAACUCACCUCAAAAGAAAGAUCAAUUGUUGCCACCACUCGCAAUCCCAUCCCCGGCAUCAACACCAGUCGGAGUUAUGGCAAAAAUGCAUCAACAACCAUUUAAUCCUCCAGAUCAUAUGCCGGAAGGAAGCAAAAUUUCACAAACUCUGAGCCGGGAUCAGCAAUUAUCUCAAUAUCAUAUUCAACCCAGAUCAUCGCAAUCACAAAACCAGCAACCACCUACACGUCGGAAAAGUCAAACUCAACAGGGACAACAAUUUCGUCCACUGCAGCAAUUUCAGUUGAAUCCAUCAAGUUCAAGCCAGCAGCCAUCUCAAUUACAACAUUCUCUACUGUCCCUGCAUCCGCAGCAGCAACCUCAACAGCAACCUCAACAGCAACCUCAGCAGCAACCUCAACAGCAACCUCAACAACAGCAUCAACAACAGCAUCAACAACAGCAUCAGCAUCAGCAUCAACAGCAACAACAUCAGCAACAACAGUUUCAUAGAAAAUCAAUUGGAGAUUGGGACUUUGUCAAGACGAUUGGUGCCGGAUCAAUGGGUAAAGUUAAAUUGGCACAGCAUAAUACAACACGGGAAAUUUGUGCUGUCAAAAUUAUUCCACGAGCUUCUAAGCUAUACCAGCGAGCCCAUGCAAAUGAUCCGCCACCGCAAUCGACACAAGAAGCAUCACAAAGGCAUAAGGACUAUGACAAGGAGUUAGCAAGAGAUAAGCGGACAAUAAGAGAAGGAGCGCUUGGGAGAUUGUUAUUUCACCCUUUUAUUUGUCGAUUGUAUGAGAUGGUGCCAAUGACGAAUCAUUAUUAUAUGUUGUUUGAAUAUAUUGAAGGGGGGCAAAUGUUGGAUUAUAUUGUGGCACACGGUUCUUUGAAGGAAAGACAUGCAAGGAAAUUUGCCAGAGGAAUAGCAUCGGCUUUGGAUUAUUGUCAUCGAAACAAUGUUGUUCAUAGAGAUUUGAAGAUUGAGAAUAUUAUGAUUAACGAGAAGGGAGAUGUCAAGAUUAUUGAUUUUGGUUUGUCAAACCUUUACGCGCCCAGAACGUUGUUGAAAACUUAUUGUGGAUCGCUUUACUUUGCAGCUCCUGAACUAUUAAGCGCCAAGCCGUACAUUGGACCGGAAGUUGAUAUUUGGUCUUUUGGUGUGGUUCUUUAUGUGUUGGUAUGCGGUAAGGUUCCCUUUGAUGAUCAAUCGGUUUCUGUUUUGCACGAAAAGAUCAAAAAGGGAAAUGUUGAAUAUCCUAAUUUCCUUUCUCGAGAGUGUGUCUCAUUACUUGCUCGGAUGUUGGUUGUUGAUCCUGUAAAGAGGGCUUCUUUGUAUGAGAUUACUUCUCAUCCAUGGUUGAACAAAGGCUAUGACCAUAAGGUUUCAAAUUAUUUACCGCGUAGGGAGCCUUUACACUUGCCCUUAGAUCCAGAGGUUAUCAAACAAAUUGUUGCUUUUGAUUUAGGAUCAUUUCAGUCCGUUACAGAAGAUUUGACAUCAAUACUUACUAGUGUUGAAUAUCAGAUGAGUUGCGAAAAUUGGUACAAUGUGACAAAACAGGGAAAGGAGUAUGCUUCUGCACCAAACUCGAAUAUUUUGCCUGACCCUACAGGUGGUUUCCAUCCUUUGGUAUCGAUAUACUUCCUUGUUGUCGAAAUGAGAAAGAGAAAGAAGGCAAAAGAGGAUGCCAUCAGAGCACAAAUUGCUCAACAAGAGCAACAACAGAAGUUGCUUCAAGCUCAGCAACAGCAGAAACAACUCCAGCACCAGCGGCAAGAACAAGCAUAUGCUUCAUAUCCAACACCACAAGAGGAUGUUUCUUAUUAUCCACAACAACAACAACAACAACAACAAGCGACGAAAUCAAGGACUCAACAAGACGACCAGAAAGCUAUUGUUCCAUCAACUGAAGUUGCUACUCAAGUUGUCAUUGCUGGACAAUAUAGUCCAUCGAAAGAGCAAACACCAAACAUCUCUCAGCCAAAAAUCGUGGAAACAUUCAGCGAGUCUACCCCAAAAACCUUGGAUCCAAAGAGAGAUCAAAGAAAGUCAAUUUCAGGCAUUGCGUCUCGUCCUGUUAUACUUGUUCCAGAGCAAGCACAUACAUCUCCAGGACAAUCUUCGUUUAGUGCUAAUCAAACACAAGCAUCGGGAAAAAGCGACCUGUUGCUACCUACACAACAACCAACUAGUCCAAGAAGCACAACACCGAUUGAAACAUUGGAUCCUAAGAAUAUAGGAGUUGGAACGACUGGGUUCAACAAUUUAUUUAGAAAAUUGUCUUCCAAAAAGGGGGGCAGCAAGACCGGAUCAUCAACAAAAGUAUCGGCUUCUCCAAGUUAUGAAAAAGACAAUAUUCGUGUGCUGCCUCAAAGUUUCCACUUGCAAGUGGACCCAAUGGUACGUCGUGGAGUGAGUAUGAAAGUUACCGCAAAGGAAAAGGAGUCUAGUUUUAAACCAUCACCAACAAAACAGGAGAAACAAAAGGAACGCAAAGCAGGCGGAAACCAUUUCCGAACACCAUCAGCUGGAGUACCUAACAAGAAUCAUGGAUUCAUACCUGUUGAGUAUUUGCCACCGUUGCCUCAUUAUGAUCCUACCACCAACACUAUGAUUCAAGAUAGUAUAGGAGUAAAACAACAACAACAACAACAACAACAACUGCAGCAACAACAGCAACUGCAGCAACAACAACAGCAACAGCAACAACAAUCAUUGGCAGUUCUUGGACACAAGAUGCAUCCAACAGCUAGAGCAAAAUCUGUAGGUGGUAAUGUUCGGAGGGAUGCUUAUGGUCGCGCUAGAAGCAAUACAGCUAAUCAACAGUUAGGUGAAGGUUUGGGUACACAAGAAGAUGGAAAUAUGGUUGAUACACGAGACGAAUCUGACUUAAUGCUCUUUGAUGAUGUCAAAUUGGAUGACUACGAAAUCCCUGACAUUCCACAAUUGACUGAAGAGGAAGUUAUGAGACAGUAUAGCAAUGCUAAGCCAGGAACAAUGCCCUCAAUUGAGCAUUGUAAGACGUUGUUUUUAAAGGGAUUUUUCAGUGUCCAAACAACAUCUGCUAAGCCAUUGCCUGUCAUUAGAUAUAACAUUAUCAAUGUAUUGAGCAAGUUGGGAGUUAGGUUCCAGGAGGUGAAAGGUGGAUUCAUAUGUGUUCAUACACCUUCAGUUCAGCAAGAUGAUGAAGAGAACCAGAUUUUGGAUGCAUACGCACAAGAUUAUGAUGAGAAUGAAGAAGAAAAGGAGUUGUAUGGGGAUGCAUUUAGAUCGAAAUCGUCUACCUUAAAGUCGUCUUCGUUUGAUGACGAAAAGCAAACAUUGGACGUUUCUCAAGGGACAAAAACCCCAAGUCGUCAACCCUCGUUACAUUUUCAAACGGGGCAAGUAUCACCAACACCUGGUGGCAAACCUCAUAGAUCUUCUAACUCCGUUAGUGGCGGCAGCGGCGGCGGUGGUCACAGAAGGAAGAUUUCUGUUGGAAAUGCAUUCCUCAAUGCAUAUAGAAAGAAGGAUAGCUCUCAAGUUACCAUGCCUCCCAAUACACCGGCAACGCUCAAGACUGUACGUGGAUUAUACGAUGAGGAAGAUUUUGAAAAUCCUAAUAAUAAUCACGUUGGUAAUAACCUAGACUUGGAGAACGAUGCUUUUGACUAUGAUAAUUCGGCUGAAUCGUUGAGUGGGUAUGGAGGAGGUAGUGAUAUGUUGGUGUCUUCUAGAAUUGAGCACCGAGCACACCAAAGUGGAAGUCAUCAUCGUACAGCAAGCACAUCAUCGAACUAUAAACCAGCAAGUAAAUCACCUUUGAAAUUUGAGAUCCAUAUUGUCAAAGUUCCUCUUGUUGGAUUAUAUGGUGUUCAAUUUAAGAAACUUUUAGGUAAUACGUGGAACUAUAAGACGUUAGCCGGUCAAAUACUAAAUGAAAUGAAUUUAUAA
Molecule: messenger RNA, 4350 nt
Organism: Lodderomyces oxycetoniae
Lineage: Eukaryota; Fungi; Ascomycota; Pichiomycetes; Serinales; Debaryomycetaceae
Gene: KIN2
Product: serine/threonine protein kinase
Exons: 1
Coding region: 1-4350 (1449 amino acids)
Biological process (GO): intracellular signal transduction; microtubule cytoskeleton organization; protein phosphorylation
Cellular component (GO): cytoplasm
Molecular function (GO): ATP binding; tau-protein kinase activity; protein serine/threonine kinase activity
Source: RefSeq, a predicted model, not a curated record